AAUUACGUAAUAUGCAUGUACGUUACCUUUAAGAUAAGAAAUGAAUCUUUAACACUUCUGCACGAUGCUGUACCUGUACGCACUUUCUUUGGUGAUCGUCGUUUAUGGCGAUGUUACUCAAAACUGUCCUACACAACCUCAAAAUGGCGCCACCUUGAAAGUCUACAGGACACACUGCUACGAGUUUCAGCUUCGUCACAAAGUGGACUGGAAAUCAGCCGAGAAAGACUGCGGAUCCAGGGGAGGGACACUGGUGGCCAUCAACGACGCGGAGGAGCAGAGCUUCCUCAUGUCCUCACUCAAGGCGCUCUCAUUUCACGGAAACAGUGUAUGGAUUGGGCUGUCUGAUGCCAACCACGAGGGAACGUUUACCUGGGUUACAGGAGAGAACAGCUCGUUUACGUUCUGGGCCCCAGGACAACCCCACCUGUCUCAUUCAGGUAAACGAUUUUUGUUAGACGGUAUAGCAGACGAGGAUUGUGUUCUCAUGAAAUACUCGGAAUCAGGUCACUGGCACGAUUACCCCUGUCAGAAGUUAGACCCCUUAGGACUCGUAAGGGAACAUUAUAACUACAUCUGCGAGUACAAUCCUGCAACAACUCCAGCUCCGUCUUUAGAUCCAACUAUAGCGCCAUCUACAAUCAGUACCACUUCGUCUGCUCUACCAGCAAGUCCCAGCGUUCCAUCGCGGUGAUAUUGAUAAGAUGUCUGAUUACAAAAUCAAUAAUGUCUUGCGAUUAAAAAAAGAAAAGAA
Saccostrea cuccullata (small rock oyster) is the source of this 754-nucleotide messenger RNA. Its product is annotated as macrophage mannose receptor 1-like. Gene Ontology annotation, molecular function: signaling receptor activity. Lineage: Eukaryota; Metazoa; Mollusca; Bivalvia; Ostreida; Ostreidae. The coding region runs from base 65 to 694 and encodes 209 amino acids. The transcript is spliced from 4 exons. The record is from RefSeq and is a predicted model, not a curated record.